This is a messenger RNA of Xenia sp. Carnegie-2017, 1739 nucleotides long. RefSeq lists its product as uncharacterized. Lineage: Eukaryota; Metazoa; Cnidaria; Anthozoa; Malacalcyonacea; Xeniidae. Bases 396 to 1316 code for a protein of 306 amino acids. The record is from RefSeq and is a predicted model, not a curated record. The transcript has 4 exons.
AAGUUCAUCACAGAAGCUAGAGUAUAUAUAAUCGCUGUCACGGAAAUUUUUUAAAAUAAUAAUGAAAAGUGCAUAUUUUCGUAAUUUUUUUUGUAUUUUUUUUCUCUAAUGCACCAAAAGAGACAUUGCGAAAUUUUUAAUUAAAUAUGAAAAAAUAAAUAGAGAGACAAGAACGUGCAUAUCUUUUAAAUUUAACGUAACUGUUACAGCUUUUGCAAGUCGGCUUUUUGUCUAUUAUCAUCUAACACGCUUUUGUUUGUUUUUUUUUACCUAAGCUAAAAUAAAUACAGAUGUAAAAUUACUUAUUUAUGUUAAUUAAGGAAGCAAGGGUACAUAAUUGCACGCAGAAAACACUCUUUAAUCAUAACAUUCUUGGUCUGGUUCUCUUAUGAAAGAUGAUUGGGCAUAUUUUCGUAUUUUUUCUUGUUAUUAUUGCCUGCCGUGCAUCAGAAGACGCAUCUCAAUGUACACAAACUGUUUUCCGGAAGUUUAGAGAAAACGGUGGGGCUCUAGCAGAAAACGAUGCCAUUUCAAGUCAUGUCGUUCGCAAUCUUAUGGAAUGUUCUAUGGUAUGUGCUUUAAUGCAGCAAUGUGUUGGCUUUAACUACCUUGACAAUGUACAAGAAUAUUUGAUUAACUGUCAAACCAGCAACAAGACAAUAAGUAAUGUCUCAAAAAUUGUAUCUUCCGAAGGAAAUUGGAUUUUUUAUCAAACUUCAAAGAUAAAAGAGCCUGCAGAAAAUGAAAAUAAUUGGAUAGUCCUAAGCGACACAAGUUUUCUAAAAGAUAAAAAUGAUUGGAUAGUACAACUCAAACAAUGGCUUCCUUCGACAUUGAAUGGCAAAAAGGCGGUGCACUGUUACCAAGCAACAAUAAAUGGAUGGGAGGCAACCACAUUUCACAGUCUGUGUGACAAUAAAGGACCGACACUGGUUAUUGUAAAAGUUGGAACUUUUGUCUUUGGGGGAUUUGCUUCAGAAUCUUGGAAAGGAGACGAUCGUUACAUAAGAGCAAACAGAUCGUUUAUUUUUUCCUUAAAAAACAACUAUGGUCUGCCACCAUUUAAAUCCGAAGUUGUCAAACCACAAUAUGCAAUUUACGAUUAUUCUGCUUAUGGACCCACAUUUGGAGGUGGUCAUGAUUUGUACAUUUCUGAUAACGCCAACUCUAAUUACUAUUCUCACUCAAGAUGGUUUGGACAUUCCUACAAGCUUCCAAAUGGUUAUACUUACCAAAGCAUUACGACACAAAACUUGUUAGCAGGUACCUCUCACUUCACACCAGAUGAAGUGGAGGUGUUUUAUUUUUCUUCAUAAAUAAACUAAACAAGAAAAAUAAAUUGUAUGAAGACAGAUGGAAGUUUCUGAAUUUUCAGCUUUAUCAGAGCAAAUUAACAGUAGUUUUUUGCUUAUGGAAGUGGCAUAGUGUGUAAAAUAUUUUGUGUAGCAAUUUUACUGUAAUAUCAAGUAAAUUUGAAGGUGCAGUUAUGGAUUAUUUAGAAUAUAAUUUUGAACGACAUCAGCAUCGUAGGUGCAUGCAUUCCAGUGCUUCCCCAGUCAAGACGUCAUGAUUGUGAAGCCUGUUUUUUGGAAUGUUUCUUUGCAUGUGAAUUGUCUGGCGUUCAUGGAAAUUGUAAUCAUUGUAAGGUUGUAAUAUACCUACCUAUAAAGCAAGUUCCUUAGCUAAAUAUUAUGCAGGAGGAUUUAUUGUUGUAGAAAAAAAUAAUUAGUACUAUUGGA